AUGUCGGCUUCGCACGGACAGAAGGUCACUACCGACCCCGCAUCCAAGAUUCCUAUCAAUGAAGGUGUUGGCACCGUAACUUCAGACUCUCUAGCAGGCGAGUCUCUGAAGAACUCUGGCUCCUUUGGCGAGGGCAACCCUAAGGCUGCAGCAAGUAAGCAGCCAUCCUCAUCAACCACCACGAACACCACCGACGCUACCAACGCCACUAAGCUCGAUGCCGCUGUUAACGCCGAGGCGCGCGACGCACAAGAAGGAUGGAACGAGGAGAAGAUCAUGAGCUCAGGCAAGGGUCUGAGCGGUGCUUCAUCAGGAGGUGCGGCUGGCACAGCACCAACCGGUCUUGCUGCUGGAAAGAAUGUCGACCCAAGCGUCCUUCAGCCCAAGGGCGCCAACUUGACAGAAGAUCCCAACAUGAGCGGCAACACCAAGUUUGGUGAGAUCGGUACAAAAGACGACCCUGCUAGGCAGGCAGAGCUCGACCUCUCCAAGAAGACUGCAGCUAUGCCCACCAUGAACGGCUACGGCGACCAUGGGCACGAGGAGGACCCGUUCGGGCCAGCAAAGGGUGGAAUCGUAUCAAGUUUCGAUGCAUUCCCGAAAACAAAAAAGACAUACCUCGUCCAAGGUCGCAACUCCUCCGCAUGGACAGUAACGCUUAUAUUGACAUGCAUCUACCUCUCCUGGUCCGAGAUAUCGCGCUGGUUCGCUGGCACAACCUCGCAGUCAUUCGCCGUCGAGAAGGGCGUAUCCCACGACAUGCAACUGAACCUCGACGUGAUAGUAGCCAUGCGCUGCGCUGAUCUUCACGUCAAUAUGCAAGAUGCUGCUGGUGAUCGCACCCUCGCCGGCGAACUCCUGCGCAAGGACCCAACAUCAUGGUCGCAAUGGACUGGCAAGAACAUUGAGAGUGGAACGCACGAAUUGGGCAAAGAAAGCGGCAAACAGGCGCCUGGGUGGGAAGAGCUUUGGGAUGUCCACGAGCAGUUAGGCAAGGCGCGGAAGAGGAAGUUCAGCAAGACACCCCGGGUGCGCGGUCAGACUGACAGUUGCCGUAUCUACGGAAGUCUGAUCGGAAACAAGGUCCAAGGUGACUUCCACAUCACAGCGAGAGGCCAUGGAUACAUGGAGUUUGGAGAACAUCUAGACCAUUCCUCAUUCAACUUCUCUCAUAUCAUCCGCGAAAUGUCUUUUGGCCCGUACUAUCCCUCUCUCGUCAACCCCCUCGACUCCACUAUCGCUGUAACACCAACACCGGAUGAUAAGUUCUACAAGUUUCAGUACUACAUCUCUAUCGUGCCCACCAUCUACACUGAUGACGCUUCGAUGAUUCCUCUCCUCCAAGCAAUCACGUCCACACAGGACCACCCUGCCUCAAACAUCUUCCACACCACGCACGCCAUCAAGACCAACCAAUACGCUGUUACUUCACAGUCUCACAAAGUACCAGAGACCUACGUACCCGGCGUGUUCGUUAAAUUCGAUAUCGAGCCGAUUAUGCUGGCCGUGGUAGAAGAGUCGGGAGGCUUCUGGAGGUUGAUUGUCAGGCUGGUUAACGUAGUGAGUGGCGUUAUGGUAGCUGGAAGCUGGGCAUGGCAGAUGUUUGAUUGGGGAAGUGAAGUUCUGGGUAAGAGGAGGAGAAGAGGCGAUGGCGUUGGUGUGCUCGGGACACCGUCUGUGGAAAAGAAGAGCUGGGAUUAA
Alternaria burnsii is the source of this 1701-nucleotide messenger RNA. Its product is annotated as copii-coated vesicle protein. The record is from RefSeq and is a predicted model, not a curated record. The transcript has 5 exons. Gene Ontology annotation, cellular component: COPII-coated ER to Golgi transport vesicle; endoplasmic reticulum membrane; endoplasmic reticulum. Bases 1 to 1701 code for a protein of 566 amino acids. Lineage: Eukaryota; Fungi; Ascomycota; Dothideomycetes; Pleosporales; Pleosporaceae. Gene Ontology annotation, biological process: retrograde vesicle-mediated transport, Golgi to endoplasmic reticulum; endoplasmic reticulum to Golgi vesicle-mediated transport.